AUGUCCAAGGCCAGCAUGGUGGAGGAGCUCAAGGAGUACCAGAUCACACCGCACCCCAGCUGGGGGAUCAACGAAGUGAGGGAGAUGCUCAAGGAGCAGAGGGCAGCCAGAACGGGCGAUGUGGAAGCCCCCAAAGGGUUGUCGAAGAUGACAUUGGACCAGCUGGUGGCAGAAGCCAAGCGAUGCAACAUCAUGCUCCCGGAGCGCCCGACGAAGGGCGUCUUGGCCAAGAUGAUUCGCGACCACAAGGUCGCGCCGAACGACACCAUCGUCGGCUUCGGCAGGUACAAGGGGUGGGCGUACGCCCAGCUGCCGGGCGACUAUUUGGAGUGGGUCCUGACCGAGUGGAAGACGGCGGAGAGCUGCAGCGACGACCUGGCUCGCCUAGCCCGGUGGUGGGAAGAACAGAAGAAGACCAAGGGGCCGCCGCCGCGCACCCGGACUGCCCGAGGACGACCCCGAGAUGACGGCUACCGUGCCACCGCCGGCCUUUCGCGCCGCACAGAGCAAAGGAAACCCCAGCGGCAGCAGCCACGAGUCAGCCCGGCGGGUUCCCCGAGCAGGUGCUCGCUAAGUCCGCGGAGGGCCCGCCCCGACAAAAACACCAAGAAUUCGAUUCAGCGCGAGCUCGCGGAGCUGAAGGCGAGGAUGGAGCACUUGGCGGCGAUGGCGCAGAAGCUCGAGGACGAGGACACCAACAAGAAGGCCAAGGAGAGCCACCCUCGCGCGUUCCUCCUGGGGACGGCGUGUCGGGAUAGGAUCCUCAAGCAGGCCCGGCAGCUCAAGAGGCACCUGGCGACCGAGAGAGCAGUCUACGACUCCAGCUCGGCUUCGAAGGCAGCCAAAAGAGAAGAGCAGCCCGAGCACACGACGAGCCACGCCAACAUCUACGUGGUUGGCGGACACCCUUCUCUACAGGAGGCCCUUCAAGAAGGCGAGGGCGAGGAGCUUCCCCGGACCGAGCCGGCACAAUGGUCUAAGAAGGCCGCUGAGAGUGUCUUUGAGAAGGUUGCGUUGGAACGGCCCCAAGUCCUGUGGAUCCACCUUCCCGAAGGCGUCUGGGAGCGAAAGCCCGGUGCCGGGCCCAAGCAUGCCAGGCGCGGGAACAAGGAGCACCGCAGCAUUUUGCAGGUGGUGCUGGAAGCGAUGGAGCAGCAAGCGGUCGACCAGCGCGCGGUGGUGAUCACGCACCCGACCGACAGCGAGCUCUGGAAGGCGCCUGGGGUCCUCAAGUGGGAAGCGGCGUGGCCACACCAGGUCAUCUACUACAAGGUGAAGCGGCCCGGCCACGACACAGGAAUCCAGAUGAAAGCCGCUCUCACCGAAGACGUCCGGGUGCAAACAGCCAGCCUGCGAGAAGAAGGCGCCCAGGGAGAUCCACUGGCCCGCGCGGUCAAGAAAGGGAUGGAGCAGUCGAGCACGGAGGCCCGGGAGGUCUACACGGGCGGCCUUCAGGACUAUAUCUCGGCCGAGCCCAACACCGAGCCCCACCUCGAGGAGCACGGGGCCAACAGCAUCCGCUUUGACCCUCGGGUGCCAGCCGCGGUCCAAAGCACGUUGCGGAGAAUGCACUGCACCAGAACCUGGGUCACAUCGGGAAUGAGGCCGGCCUCGGCCCGACCUGCAAAACCGGUGCCCCUGCUUGACUUUAACGAGGUGCUCGGGAUCGACCUGAUUUUCCUCAAAGACUCCGUGGGGGCGACCCACGUGGCGCUGAGUAUGGUCGACUACGCCUCCACGUUCCACGUGGUGGUCCCGGUGAAAGACAGGACCGCCAAAACUUUGGCGGAAGUGGUUCGCGACCACUGGGUGGCCUGGGCCGGCCCCCCGCGGUCCUUUGCACUCGACCUCGACUCCGGCUUCAAGGGGGUGUUCGAUGAGAUGUGCUACGAGUUCGGCUCCUUUAUGUCGCACGCCGCAGGCACGGCACACUGGCAACAUGGGCUGGUGGAGCGGCACAACGGAGCCUGGAAGAGCAUAUGGGAGCGAGUGGUCGACAGCGAGAUGGUCGCGGACUAUGAGGUGGCAUGGGCCGCCGCUGAGGUCAGCAACGCAAAGAACCAGUUGAGGAACAAGGACGGAUAUUCACCAAGGCAGUGGGUCUUCGGAGUGAACCCCAGGCUGCCCGGAGACGUCCUGGACGAGCCGCACAACCUCUCCGCCAUGAGCCACCUCACGACGGAUGCCCGGAUGCAGCGCAUGAACGCCGUGCGCCAAGCUGCGAGGAUCGCCUUCCUACGAGUACAAACCGACCAGGCGAUGCAGAGGGCCCUGCUGCACAGAAGCAGGGUGAAGAAGACCCACUACGAGCCUGGCGACCUGGCCGAGGAGAUCUCGGAGCUCCUGAGGGUGCGGGCCUCGAUGGACGACGUGGCGAAGACCACGGACGGAGAGGAGCUAGAGCCGACCGGGGGAGGACCGGACAUGGAGCUCGACAACGACGAGGCGCAGGAGGUCCUUUUCGGCAAGGUCGCGGCUACACAGGCCAGCCGCGAAAAGCAGAUGGAGAGCGAGAUCCCAUGGACCUCCAGCGAUCGGCCAGCAUUCCUGGAGGCCGAAGCCAAGCAGUGGGAGGAGCACAUCCAGUUUGGAGCGGUGCGGGUCUUAAGCGAGCAAGAGACCCAGGACGUGCUCAAGGAGGUGCCGGCCGAGCGGAUCUUGAACAGCAGGUUCGCCUACAAAGACAAAGCACGGGCACAGCGGCUUAAGGACCCCACCGUGCCCAUCCGGGCGAAGGCCAGGCUGUGCAUUGGGGGGCACCGAGACCCCGAUUUGGGGGUGAGGGCUCUGGCGGUCGACGCUCCCACGGCCAGCAAGGAGAGCCUGAUGCUCGGCAUGCAGUGCGCCGUCUCCGAAGACUGGUGCGCUAGCAUUGGCGACGUGCAAGCCGCCUUCUUGAACGGCGUGGACCCCUCGGGGACUCUUCUUUCGACAGCCGGCGAGAGGACUGCCCGGAGUGCCGGAGGGGAGACUCAUAGAAAUUGUGAAAGGAGUCUUUGGAUUGUCUACAUCCCCGCGGCUGUGGCUCGAGAAGCUGGUUUCAGAGAUCCUCCAGGCGGCCAGACCAAGGGGAUCCUGGAGACCCACGUCGACGACUUGCUCCUCCUCACAGAGCGGCGCCUACGCAAGAUCGUGCAAGCAGCGCUGUCCGGGAUCUUUCCGAUCUCGGAAUGGGAAGACGAUGACUUCAAGUAUGUCGGGAGCAACUACGCGAAGACUACGGAAGGGUACAAGAUCACCCAGACCGACUACGUGCAUGAGCGCCUGAAGCUCGUCGAUCUCCCGAAGGGAGCCAACCAGGAGCGGGUGGACGAAAGGCUGUUCCACGACAACAGGACGGCGGUCGGCUGUCUGAGCUGGCUGGCCAAGGAGAUCAAGGACACCAACCGGGCCAUCCAGCAGGCGAAGGACUUCCGGGAGAGCGGCAUCACGAUCGCGCCGAUUCCCCUGAAGGAGAUGAGCCUGGUGGUGUUCCACGACGCAGCCUGGGCCAACGCUGAGCCCCAGGACGCAAGCAUUGAAGAUUUGGCCGGGCACAAGGUGGGGUCACAGAUUGGCCUCCUCGUCCUGGCGGUGCAUCGCGACUGCAUCGGGAAGCGCUCCGGCCAGGUGAGUGUUCUGGCUUGGAAGCUGGUCAAGGAGGGCGAGGCGGCCGAGAUCAUGCCGAUCCACGCCGUCACCGACUGCAAGAGCUUCUACGACUUCGUCCACAGAUGCGGAACGCCUAAGCCGACGGCGGACCGAAGGCUGAUCAUCGACCUGGCCUCGCUGAAGCAGAUCUUCCACAACGAGGCCCGAGGCUGGUGGAAAAGAGAGCGAGGUGACGAUGUGCCGGCAGUCGACGACCCACUGGUGAUACCGUUCCACUGGGUGCCCAGCGGAAGCCAGCUGAGCGACGUGUUAACCAAGCAGAUGAAGCCUGACAGCUGGUGGGCCAUGAUGGCACAGCAGUUCUUUUUAGCGGUCUCGCACCAGAGAGGGUAG
Messenger RNA from Symbiodinium sp. CCMP2592, 3984 nucleotides. The record is from the annotation of a GenBank genome assembly. Lineage: Eukaryota; Dinophyceae; Suessiales; Symbiodiniaceae.